Molecule: messenger RNA, 1964 nt
Organism: Varanus komodoensis (Komodo dragon)
Lineage: Eukaryota; Metazoa; Chordata; Lepidosauria; Squamata; Varanidae
Gene: ADAT3
Product: adenosine deaminase tRNA specific 3
Exons: 2
Coding region: 725-1777 (350 amino acids)
Cellular component (GO): cytoplasm; nucleus
Molecular function (GO): tRNA-specific adenosine-34 deaminase activity
Source: RefSeq, a predicted model, not a curated record
AGAGGAAGAAGGAAAGCCAAUCAGUUCCCUUUCCAAGAAGACCGUGGAACUUCUUCAGCCAAUCAGCGCUGGCGGAGGUCGCGCUCCCCGGCAGGGUCCGACGAGCAGCGUGUCGGCGGGCCAAUGUGACGGAGCCUCUUUACACGUGUUGCAGCGGAAUACUGGAGUGGGGAGGAUCAGGCAGUCAGAAAUGCUUUUGCGGGGGGAGGGUAGAUGGGAAACCGUGGCUAGCAUUAAUGCUGAUGAUAGUCAGCCCAAUAAUAAAAUUCAUAAUUAAAUUAAUAAGUGCAUUAAGCACGUGUGAAUAUCUGCACAGGGGGAAACGGAACGAGGAAAGUUCCGUUGCACUUCGUGUGAAAUAACUAAAGAACGUGUUGCUGAGCAUCUGCAGAGUGCAGGAUGAAUAAUGACAUCUUUCAGCAGCACGUUGGAGGGCUGGCGGCUCAGUUACCACUCUAAAAAUAAUCAGGAUGCCAUGACUACUAUGUCUGUUUUCACACAUUAGACAGGGAUGUUCUCUCGGAAUGCUCAUGUUUUUGAAAAGUGUGUGUGUCUGCCUGGCAACUCGAUGAUCAACCAACUGAGGAGCAUUUUCCCACAAACAACAGCAAAAGAAGAAAUAAGACGCUAGUGCAACUUUGAAAAGGCUCAUGUUAGGACCCUUCAGUUUGAGGACCUACCCUUCUCUCACUCCCAGACGUGUGACCAGGAUGCCUCCAGCCUGAUGGAGCCUGAUUGUAAACGCCGAAAGACGGACGAGCCCAGAGGUGUCCAGUCCUGGGAGGUGCUGCCUGUUCUUUCAGAGAGGGAAUCCCAGGAGAUCACCUUAAUGCCAGUCUACGCUGCCCCCAUCCUGGACAAGAAGGAAGCGUGCCGCCUGGUGAAGGAGGUUUCUGCUGUCUAUCCUCUGGGCGACCACCCGCACUUGAAGCGGGUCCGUGCUUGUGCCGCCCUGGGCAGCUCACACCCACUGGAGAUGCUCCUGUGUUUGGCGAGCCCCACAGAUGAGCAGGAUGAGGUGCCGUCCCUCGCUGACCUCUUCCCCGAAGGCCGUGUCGUCCUGUGUGGCUUGGGGGAGCCUUUCUUGACUCGGGUACCGGCCCGUCCGCCCUUGACCCGCCCCCAGUACGAAGAAGCCGCUCGACAUUGGCCCGUCUCCUUCCAUGAGAACAAACACAUCAGCCAGGCGAUCAGUGGCUCUCUCUUCACCCCCCUGCAGAAGGCUGCCAUGCAGAGCCACAUGGAGCUGGCUCUCCAGGCUGCAAAACGGGGAGCACGGAAGGGCAUGAGGCCGGUCGGGGGUGUGGUGGUUGACCCAGCCAGCGGGAUGGUUCUGGCCGUAGGGCAUGACUGCAGAAACGGGCCCAACCCACUGCUCCACGCUGCCAUGGUCUGCAUUGACCUGGUGGCCCAUGGCCAAGGUGGUGGGGCAUACAGCUAUAAAGACUAUCCUGCUUGCUCGUUUCUUCAGCCAGACGGCAGCCCGGGCAGCUCUUCUGUCUCCAGUGACGGACUCCCUUAUAUCUGCACCGGCUAUGAUAUGUACUUGACCCGGGAGCCGUGUGUCAUGUGCGCCAUGGCGCUGGUGCACUCGCGCAUCGAGCGGGUUUUCUAUGGGGUGCCUUCUCCUCAUGGGGCCCUGGGAACCAAGUACCACAUCCACAGGCGCAGAGACCUCAACCACCGCUACGAGGUGUUCCGGGGCGUCCUGGAAGAGCAGUGCCGCAGCUUGGUGCAGUUUGCGACUCUCAAGGAAUCAGUGAGAGAGACUUCUUGAGCGGGAGAGGUCGUUUACUCUUAAGCAUUUCUUCUUUUUCUAAAUACAUUAUUUUAAGGACCAUCCUGUGUCUGUGGUAAUUGAGUGUUUAGAGGCUCAGAGAUCCAUUGGAGACCUCUCACAGCUGUGGUUCAUGGUAGGAAUUUUUUUUUUGUUUAGCCGCAAAGUCAUGCCUGACCCAUCAUGA